Molecule: messenger RNA, 1041 nt
Organism: Oppia nitens
Lineage: Eukaryota; Metazoa; Arthropoda; Arachnida; Sarcoptiformes; Oppiidae
Exons: 4
Coding region: 13-1041 (342 amino acids)
Source: RefSeq, a predicted model, not a curated record
UUUUACAAUUAAAUGUCUUAUAAAUCUUUGAUUAGCUAUAGUGUUGUGUUAGUAGUAGUUAUUGUUGUUGUGUUGACCAUUGAAUCGGAAGCCGUGACCAAAGAUUUUUGUAUUGAAUUUGUAAAAAAUGACCGAAAAAUUGAUUUUUCAUUUCGUCUCUUUUAUUACGAUCGCAAAGUUUAUUCGCUGAACUACUUCUUCAUUGGUAAUACAUUCUGGAGACUAACAUUUGAUGACAAAGACAUGACAGUAACCAUUGACAGCAACAGUACCGGUGCUUCCGACUGGUUGUCCGGUCAGAAGUACUCUAUGGUCUGGUGUUCCUGGUUUGAGGGUACGGAUAGUCCUAUUAUUGUUGGUGUAGACUAUGGACACUGUCGUGUCGGUGCACUAAGGAAAGACUUGAAAACCAUAGACUGGGCGGUCAUUUCUAUCGAUACGUUGAAUGUUGAACACACGGCCAACGACACGACAACCAUAGAGUUUGGCAAACAAUUGAGACCAACAUUUGCUUGGACUCCAAUACCAUCUCAAAGUGCCAAUCGUUAUGUCACCUUUUGGUUCAAAAAUCUGACUGAAACCUAUAAUUUUCAUAGCCCGUACCAACCGUUUAUAGAUAUCACUGAAACGGAUUCAACUGAAAAUGAGAUUAUAAGAGGAAAAAACGAAUUGGAAAUUAAUGAAGAAAUAGAAAUAAUGACAAUUAUUGGUCAUUAUAUUUAUUAUGAUUACGAUCCUGAUUAUAGUAGUGGUACUGCUAAUGGCCAGGGAUCCAUUGUCUUUAUGAAUGCCAACAGUACUAUCAAAUAUUGUUAUGUUGGACUACCGUUCAACAAGAAGACCUGUAAACCAGAAAAUCUAAAUACACUCAUCAACUGUUCCCAUAUAACAACAACAACAAUGACUACAACAACCGGCACUCAAACUAAUUGGUAUAAAUGGUUGAAAACAACAUUACUUAUUGUGGUUAAUGUAAUCCUAUUGAUACUCAUCUGUUUGAUGGAAAUAUCGGAUCUGUUUUUCUGUACGGAUUGUCCAUAG